This is a messenger RNA of Lytechinus variegatus (green sea urchin), 3242 nucleotides long. RefSeq lists its product as uncharacterized. The record is from RefSeq and is a predicted model, not a curated record. The transcript has 5 exons. NCBI's taxonomy places the organism in Eukaryota, Metazoa, Echinodermata, Echinoidea, Temnopleuroida, Toxopneustidae. Bases 601 to 945 code for a protein of 114 amino acids.
UCACUAAUAGGAUGAGAAAGCGCAAGUAACCGAGUGAAGGAUCGUUCACAGAAUUGUGUCACAAAACGCCAUUUAUAUCAACCAGGGAGAUCUUAUUCAUGAGAGCUAAACUUGCCUUUCUUUCAUCUAGUCUCGCCCCCAACUCCCAUGAUCAUACAGUGAAUUACUUGAUUAAGAAGACGUCCUGACCCGCUCAUCGUACUGUUUUAACUCUGAGCAAAUAUGUAAAACGCCAUGCGCAGUAAUAUCCUGCGGUUACUUUAAUAAGGAGACAGAAGUCAUCGUUGUAAUUGCCAUCAAUGCCGAGCUAGCAGCGCAUAAACCUCUAAUAAACAUCACCUGUUGAAUACUUCUUCACAAUCCAUUCUUCCAGCUUUCUCAUAAUUGUUGUAAUACAAUUUGACCAAUAAUCGGUGGACAUAAUCAGGUAUUUGGGACAAUAUUGUGUUGGAAAAGUACAUCAUUAUUUGGAUCGUUUCCCUUUAUUACUUUUGUGUAUUUACCAGCGCUGGAAGAUAAACUAAUUUAUUCGUAGUCUUCCAAGUGGCUACAGGCAUUUUUAUUCUUGUUUGAAUUUUCAACGAACUUAUUUUCCCCGCCAUGGAGGCAAGAAAACAGUGUUGGGUAUUGAUGGUGUGCAUCGUAUUAUCAAUGUGCCUUAUCACAACCAGUGCCACAGUCUUAGAAAACUUACUACAGGGUAGGACACCCAAUAUGAUUGAAAAACGAAAUUCCAAUCGAUGUUUGAAUUGCGGAAAUUUUAACUGUGUUAUGCUCUGUAUGGAUAAAAGGAAUUACGAUCCGGCAGAAGAAUUCGAAUUGGCUGUACAACAAAGAACAGAAGAGGAACCAAGAUGCAUACUUGACGAGAUAUUACAGGAGUUACCAGAAAAUGCCAAAGCUGAAUUAUUUGACGUGAUAAUGCGUUGGGUAGACUACGACUGAAUAUGUUCUCUCUCAUCCCAUCUUUUUUUUUUUUUACUUUAGUCCGUGCACUCCUUUCAUCAGAUGUCCAUAAAGUGCUCUCAUAAAUCAUCGACAUUCUUCAUUUCAAAAAUCAUAUUCUCCUUUUUAACUUAUAAUGGGUUUUUAAUGGUAAUAAUGAAUGUGUGACCUAUUAAAUGCGCGGUGUUAUGAAAGUGCUAUAUCCGGUCGAUGGCCGAUAUUUUUAGCUAUACGAGCAAACUAUAAAUAAAAACGAGUAGUAUCACUUGAGGCCUGUCAAAGUAUUAUUGACAGAUUAAUACUUCAUCAUCAAGAAUUUAUAGAUGCAAUUAAUAUUCUAUUCUUUCCACGUUUCUUGGUCUAUAUAUUUUUUUAUAUUAAUAGAGUUUGAGUUCAUCAACGUAUUAAUAUUCGAUCGAGGUUCACCGUCACAUUUAAAACCUUUUUACGAGUACCGUUAUUAUAUUAGGGUAUUUUUCAGCCCCAGUAACAGAUCAUUAUGGAAAUCAAUGUGAUUUGUGAAAAUGGAUUUUUGUUUCUUACUUUUACAAAACAAAACAUAUUCGAUUUGUGAAUAUCAUAAAACAUGGUAUUGAAGCUUCUGCUAAACCUGAAUUUCGUGCUUUCUUGUUUAGUGAAAUUAGUCCUACACCUUUAGAAAACUUUAUUUAUAACGUGAAAUUAAAUUGGCAAUGAAUUUUUGAAAAAUAAAUAUGAUUGCACAAUAUAUCUAUAUGUUUCAAAUGUUCUGAGCAUUUAUUCUACUCAUUUCGUAUAACAUAAUUAUUAUCAUAGACUUUAUCAUGUUGGAAUGCAUAUCCCGGCAGGUUGUUUGUAUACAUCUUGUUUACUAUGUAAAAGGAAAAUUAAUCUGUUGCUUAACCUAUAGUAGAUGGCGAGUGUCACAUUAAAGAAGUAUUCCUACGUUUUAUGUAUACAGUUUCAUUUUUUAAAGGAAAAUGAAUACUACUUUUCUGAAUCUUUAUUGAACCCCGAAUGGUCAUUACAUUGUCAACAAAAUGUCAUCUGCAUGUUUGUUCAAAGAGUUGAAUAAUUAUAACAAAUGAGCAAAAAUAACAUGAAUAACAAUCAAUGAACAACGAUGAAAGGGCAUUGACAGAAAUCGUAACAAAGCGAUAAUAACAAUCUUGCAAUAUAUUCAGAACUUAAAUACCUAAAAAAAUAAAAUCAAAGCAUUAGUUCUGGGAAAAUUCGUAUGCAUGCUUAGCAAUGCUUGGCUCUAUUAAUUAUAAUUUAAAACUUGUUUAUGUUACUUGUUUCCUGGUAUCGUUCUAAUGAAUUUCUAAUUUGGAUCAAAUCUCAAGAAUAUAGAGAAAGAAAAACAACAAUAUCAAUUCAAUAUCUAAUCAGUAUAAUCUUAUGCGGGGGAUUCAGCCUUUGACGAUUUCAUGAUUUUUUUAUACCAGACUGAUUGUUAAUUUCCUCAAAGAUAUUUGAAGGAUUUAUGUUUGUAAUUUACUCGUAGCAUGAGAGGCGCCGAUCAAAAAGGUGAAUGGAACUGAUAUGUAUACGUUGUUGGAAGGAGAGAUGAAGAAAAGUCAAUGUAUCAGGUGUUUCAUCACGAUAACUUAAAAGAGUAUAUCAUUUUGGCUUUUAAGAUUAUUUUCAUUAUUGAUCUGAAUUUAGUUAAUGAGUUUUAUUGGGGGAAUAUUCAUGAAAUUCUGCAAAAUGUAGCUAUAAGCUCUAAUAAUGAUAGCAAUUUUUAAGAACGAUUAAGUAGAAAAACUGGAAUUCACAAGUAGAUUUGUUUUUUCUUUGUUUUACCCGUGAAAAACUAUAUCACAUGCAAAGAAAUAAUCCCGAAUUUUAGUAAUUUAAACACUAAUUCACCUAUAGAAAAUCACUUUUUUCUAAGGUCAUCAGUCAUGAUAAUCUUCCGAUAUCUAAAAUCACAAGUAUAAAGCCAUAACUACAAAUGCAACGUUGUCUUCAAAAUUGAUUAGAAUAGUUAUGUUCGCAUUGACUUAACGUGGGCGUUUGAUAGUAUAGAUUAUGAUUCUUUUUAUGAUGGUAGCGAUAAGUUUGAGCUUACUAUUAGUAUUAUUAAGGUAAUAUUAUUUUUUCCUACCAUUAUUAUUUAUCUUCAUCAUUGUAAUGGUACAUACAGGGGGUAGGCAGUGGGGUGGAGGUGCACAGGGCCGGAGCUAGAGCGGGGUAUGGGGGUGGGACACCCCAAACAUUCACGGUAAUCGGCAAAUUCAUGUACCAGUUGGUAAAAUAGAGGAUAGGAGAGAAAAAGAGAGAAAGAAAGAGAGGGAGGAAAAAUAAAAAGAGAA